AUGAAAUUCUUGGAGGAGAUAUGUGGCUUAGCUUGUAUUUUCUUAACUUGGAGCAAUGGUUUGGAAUCGAGGAUGCAACCCAAUCAGAGUGAUGAUACAUGGGGAGUCUUCCAAGUGGGACCCGAUGGCCUUAUCCCAGUAGACGAAGAAGUAUACCACAACCGUCUACGCAACCAAGCUUAUGUGGACGUAGUUAAUGAAGUUAUAGAUACAGGAUAUAGAAGGAUGUUUUAUACACCAGAUAUGCAGAGACUGGUUGUUAGACAUCGGUUGCAAGCCAACAAUAUUAUGAACCCAGAAGAUGAAGCAUAUUUGGAACUUCUGGAACUUGAUGCUCUAUCUGCUGGGUCUAUUGGGUCAGCUACUUUAGUGGUUAUCACUGAACCACAAAAUUCUAAUCCAACUGUCAUCAAUCUAAUGAUAAUCACUGAAGCAGCUGAUGUAAUAGACCCAACAGAUAAAGCAUCAAGGUCCAGAAGUUCCAAAUAUGCUUCAUCUUCUGGUUCUGGGACAUGGGGUGGUGGCCAAAUAUCAGCAACUAUAAUCGCAGCAUCUUCUAACACCUAG
Molecule: messenger RNA, 567 nt
Organism: Prunus armeniaca (apricot)
Lineage: Eukaryota; Viridiplantae; Streptophyta; Magnoliopsida; Rosales; Rosaceae
Source: the annotation of a GenBank genome assembly